CAGUUGAAUGAAUGGUUUAUUAGCACCAAAACAAGUGCGCAUAUACAUGUAUAUAUCAUUGCAACCAUACAAGGCUGAAUUGGUGUAUGAUACACAAUAAGUUUGAUAAAAUCUUCAUUAAGACUCUCUUAGCAAUGACACAAUGAAAGGAAGUGUGCUAUUUUUGAAUCUGAAAGACCUGCAUCUAAACUGUGUGUAGUUAUAUUUUGUUCGUAGUUCUUUGCCAUGAACACUUUUCCGUUUCGAGGGUAACCAGCCAGAGACUUCGACACAGACAAUGCAAAUUUGAAACAAAGACUGCGACGUCUCAGGAACAGGGAAGUAAAGCUAGGGGCACAACGGUUGCGCAAUGUGUAAGUACGUGAUCUGCACGGCACGCCUGGCUGCGAGCAGUUGCGUUCAUCGUUCGUUGCGCAAGUGGUAGGUGAGUUGCACGUGCUUACAACGUACGGUCUCUGUGCGGUUGCCACGUUUGUAUUGCGUCGGCAUUCACAGGUGAACAAGUAAGGCGCGGAGUAAGAAUGGAACACGCAAUCACCACGUGCGCAGCACGAACGUGCUACGCGCGCCGUCCGUACAACAAUUGACUGUGAGAAAACUCACGGAGCCAGUGCGUUGUAUCCUCAUUGGCUGUACAGGGCAAGCGCGUCGCCCGUACUGGCACGUUCGGGGGGCAAAUCCGCAGCCCGAUCGCAGAGAAAGUUCUACAUGCACUUAAAGUUCUACGGCGUGUCUGCGUGCUCCUAAUCCGUCGAAUUCCAUACGAGUUCGUACGGAGACGGUACUUACCACUUACGGAUACCAAAAGAUUGCCCACGUUUUGGCACGUAGACAGCACGUAUUUGCACGUACGGCGGGUUGUGCCCCUAGCUUAAGUGACAGCUAAUCUAGGGCUUAGUCGUAGCCAACAUAGUGUCUAUCUAGAAUUAUUCUGCACGCCCUCUUUUGUGCACAUUUAAUACAUGUACACUUUGACUGGAGAGCAGUGAGGCCUGAAUACCACUCAGGGCAAGCAUACUCUAACAACGGCCUUACAAAUCCACUGAAAACUAGAGUUAGAAGCUAUUCUGACGAAUUUGUCUGAGAGAAAUCGAAACGUAAGCAAUGUAAGUACCUGCCGAUUGUGUUAAAAGAAUUCGCCUAUGUCCCUGAUUCUUAAAACGACGAUGCCUGGAAAAACAUUGAGGCUGAGCAUUGAUUUGAAAUUCGGAGAAUAUUGACAAAAGGCUUCGAAGUUGUGUCUCAAAUUUUGAAUUAUGCUUAUUAUUUCUGGGUGAGACAAGACUUUAUUGAUCACCACUCGUAAAACCCCAAUCCGUCCAAUAAAACUGUUGAACCAUUAUAAUUAGUCUGUAUCGUUUUGUUCACAGGAUAUGACUGAUGUUCAUGUGUCAUCAGCUGCUCUGUCUGUUCCAAGGUACGCCUAUCUGCCAGUUCGCGCAUGCGUAGCACGACGUAUCGUUGGUUAUAUGUCAAAGGUGUAAACCAUGGUUGAUACCAGGUCUAUAUAGCUAGACGUGUUUUGUCUCAGCGGCUUUCAACUUUGAUCUUUUUCCUACAUUGCGUCACACAGCAUAUCCGCAGUUGAAAACGUGAACUUAGUAAUAUACUGUAAUUGAUAUAAUUUCGCGGUAGUGGGAAAAAGAAUUUUUCGCGGUGGUUUGAAGUUCGCGGUAGCACCACGCACUGUAGUCUCUUAAUGCCAUGGAAAUUUUCGCGGUGGUUUUAAGUUCGCGGUGAAACCGCAAAAUAAAACCACCGCGAACAUUUCUGCAUUUACUGUAAACUUAUUAGACAGAUUACGUGAAGUCAACAUUUUAUAGUCACGUUUUUAUUUCUUCUUAAAUCAUGUCAUUUUAGCUUGGAACAAUGAAUGAAUGAAUGAAGGCAAGAGGAAAUCUUUUACAAUUUAUCGCCCUCGUCUGAUGAUCGUCAUUAAUAUUUCAAAAGGAUGCAUACACGCGCUACUUACCACAAAAUCAUAUACGGAAGAAAAGUUGCUUUCUUUCCUGUGAAGCGGCCACCGCGAAAACUGCGAACGUUAAACCACCGCGAAAGUUUCUGCAAUCACAAAAAGCUCAUUGCACACUGCAGGGCCCUGGAACUGUAGACUACGUCUGAAGGACUGAACCUGUGUCUGUAUCUUAUUGCUAUCCAUGUUGUUUUCUUGUCAUACAGCAAUGGUACAUGUCGGCCUCGUGUUAACGUCGCCUUCAUGAAAGUACACAAAUGUGGAUCUUCUUUAAUAUCCCACAUGUUUCUUCGAUUUGGAUAUGAGCAUAACUUGACAGUUGCUCUACCACGUCAGGUUGGACGUGAAGUCAUAGGCGGUUUUGGAACAAUCAAUGAUGGCGACUAUUUGCAUCCCCCUGGCGGGAAACGUUGGAACAUCUUCGGUCACCACGCCAUUUACAACAGGACGUGCUUUCGACAACUUAUGGCUCCAAACACAAGGUAUGUUGCAAUUCUAAGGGAACCACUGCAGCGGAUUCAGUCUGCUUUCAGCUAUUUCCACCUUGAAAAAGGCUUUCCUGGACUUCAGAACGAAACUCCCAAAGGAAUUGCUCCUGUCAUCACCUACCUUGACAGGCCGAGAUACUGGGACCCACUGUUUAAGCUUAAGUCUGUAAGUACUAAGACUUGGAACAACAUGGUAUUGCUGAGAGAGCACGUUUGCUUUAGGAACUGCAUGUCGCGCGAUCUGGGACUUGCAGAGGGAGAUUACAGUAACCACACUGCCGUUGAGGAGUUUGUGCGAGGCAUCGAAAACGAUUUUAAAACGAUGCUGAUCUUGGAGUAUCUUCCAGCAUCCUUGAUUCUACUGAAGCGACGCAUGUGCUGGACUUUCUACGACAUUCUUUACAUAACGGGGCCUCACUCAAGAAAUCAGAAAUACAGACUCAAGGCUCCCAUAACGGACGAGAUGAAACGCACGUUUUACGAACACAACUACGCCGACUUGGUGUUAUACACUCGUUUUAACGAAUCGCUUCACAGACAGAUCAGUCAGGAGAGCGCUGACUUUCAAGAAGAAGUGAAUCAUUUCAAGCACGUCAACAGCAAUGUCUCUAAGUACUGCCAUUCGAAGACAAGACAAGAGAAAGGCGACUUUUUGUUGGGAAAAGCAGAUGGAACGACGCUUUCUCUUUUGGCAAAGUACUUUGCGUACGAUUACUUGCCAAUAGAAAAUACUGGGAUAAGUUACUUAGACCAAGGUAUCAGCAUACAGGGGACAGAGAUUUAGAAAAGGGGGAGGUUGUUGUUCACCCAAAGAAGUCGCCUCAAAAACCACGAAAACGGCGUAAUGCUGGUUCACCUUUAUCCAUGGGGUAACCAAUAACCGUUGUUUUUAAAAUUAAGAUGUGUUAAGGUA
Messenger RNA from Branchiostoma floridae (Florida lancelet), 3373 nucleotides. RefSeq names its product galactosylceramide sulfotransferase-like. Gene Ontology annotation, molecular function: galactosylceramide sulfotransferase activity. Gene Ontology annotation, biological process: glycolipid biosynthetic process. The record is from RefSeq and is a predicted model, not a curated record. Gene Ontology annotation, cellular component: membrane. The transcript has 3 exons. Bases 2216 to 3244 code for a protein of 342 amino acids. Lineage: Eukaryota; Metazoa; Chordata; Leptocardii; Amphioxiformes; Branchiostomatidae.